Molecule: messenger RNA, 1164 nt
Organism: Oncorhynchus keta (chum salmon)
Lineage: Eukaryota; Metazoa; Chordata; Actinopteri; Salmoniformes; Salmonidae
Product: basic salivary proline-rich protein 2-like
Exons: 4
Coding region: 1-1164 (387 amino acids)
Source: RefSeq, a predicted model, not a curated record
AUGCGGGCUGUAUCCAGGACUAAGGGAUGUAUCCAGGACUACGGGCUGUGUCCAGGACUAAGGGCUGAACCCCCGCCCAAGCAAAUCGGCUGUAUCCAGGGACCCCCUGCCCAAGCGAAUCGGCGACCCAGGGACCACCCCUGCCCAAGCAAAUCGGCUGUAUCCAGGGACCCCCCUGCCCAAGCAAAUCGGCGUACCCAGGGACCCCCUGCCCAAGCAGAUCGGCUGUAUCCAGGGACCCCCCCUGCCCAAGCAGAUCGGCGUAUCCAGGGUUACCCCCUGCCCAAGGAAUCGGCGACCCAGGGACCCCCCUAUCCCAGGCUAAGGGCAACCCAGGACCCCCCACCUGCCCAAGGGAUCGGCGGCCCAGGACCCCCUAAGCCCAAGCUGUAUCCAGGGCAACCCAGGAACCCCCGCCCAAGGAAAUCGGCGUAUCCAGGACCCCCUGCCCAAGGGCGAAUCGGCGACCCAGGGCCACCCCUCCAGGGACCCCCCCUGCCCAAGGGCUGUAUCCAGGACCCCCCUGCCCAAGCAAAUCGGCUGUAUCCAGGGACCCACCCCUGCCCAAGCAAAUCGCUGUACCCAGGGCUGUACCCCCUGCCCAAGCAAAUCACCCCCCUGCCCAAGCAGAUCGGCGGGGACUGCCCAAGCAGAUCGGCGACCCAGGGACCCCCUGCCCAAGGACAAAGGGCUGGAACCCCCCUGCCCAAGCAAAUCGGGCGUACCAAGGACCCCCUAAGCCCAGGACAAAUCUGCAACCCAGGAACCCCCCUGCCCAAGCAAAUCGGCUGUAUCCAGGAACCCCUUGCCCAAGGAUCGGCGACCCAGGACCCCCUGCCCAAGGGAUCGGCGAUCCAGGACCCCCCUAAGCAAAUCGGCGACCCAGGGCCCCCCCCUGCCCAAGCAAAUCGGCGACCCAGGGACCCCCCUGCCCAAGCAAAUCGGCUGUACCCAGGGACCCCCCUGCCCAAGCAGAUCGGCGUACCCAGGGACCCCCUGCCCAAGCAGAUCGGCGUACCCAGGGACCCCCUGCCCAAGCAAAUCGGCAACCCAGGAACCCCCCUGCCCAAGCAAAUCCAGGACCCAGGGACCCCCUGCCCAAGCAAAUCGGCAACCCAGGAACCCCCCCUGCCCAAGCAAAUCGGCGAUCCAGGAACCCCCUAA